AUUCACGUGCGGUCAAUUUUAUAAAUACCUCCCUGUAUCCAUCACAUCCAUUAAUUUUCAACCGCGAAAAAUAAACCAAACUUUAUCGCGAAAUAUUCAUUGCCCUGAGACCCGGCGAUCCGCGUGAUUGGUGGAGAUGGUAAAUAAAGGCGGUGCCGCGAACGUCUCCGCCCAACAGAAUUACAAAGUGUGGCUGGUGGAUAAAAAAAAUAUGUCAGUCACAAAUUCAAAAUUCUAAUGAGCUGUAAGGGGGAAAAAUCGAUAUUUAUAAUAAUAAGUAUACUCUCGCGAGAGAGCUGCCUAAAUUGCCUUCCCCCUCUACAGGUUAGAAUUGACGAGUAUCGGUUGAUACUAAACGUGAGACAGUCCGGCGUGAGCCAUCAAAUUGUACUGACCAAAAUAAAUCUAUUAAACGACAUCUUAAUAAGACACUAGAGUGAUUAAUAAUUAAAUCCUGACAAAUCCUAUCACUCUUACAGAGCAUUAUCUAUUUUUUUUUUUAUUGAAUAUUCGAAAGUUCUUUUCGAAGGGUUCUAAAUUUUUCGAGGGUGGGGGUUGUAUCUGUUAAAAAUCUUGCUCACACAGACAACAGCGCACUUAUACACAUUCACAGACGGCACUGACGAUCCGCACUUGACUCCAAUGCCAGACCAAGUCACAUUUGACGUUUGCCCUCUGGCCUGACCACUCACCCAUAAACCACCCUCGAACCAUCAUCGUGUUUAUACUUUCUCCGGUCCUCCCUGUGAACGUUAACUAAGUAGGCAGUGAUCUCACUGAGUGAUAAACAUCCCUCUGAGAGUGCUUCGUAAAGAGUUUAGUGGUAGCUGAUUGUGGAAAGAAUAAAAAUAAUUUUAAAAUCUCAGAAAUGUUUUGAAAAUGUUGCCGUCAUCGAUAUCGUUCAGUGUUCGCGAUAUUUUAAACGAUAGUCAAACGGUCGAUAGUAUGGAGUGUUACGGAGGUCAUCAACAGGUACCACAGACCUUUCACCUCUCCCACGAUUAUUACGGAUAUAACGCGGUGCAGGACAGUCAUUGGGACAUUGACAAGUACAAGGAACAGACCCAAAUCGGCCAGAUGGGGUACCACAAUUACGCAAAUCCUCAUCAGGUACAUUCCUCACCCCCGUUUGAAGGGAAUUCUGUCACAGAAGAAGGAAAUAUCGUUACGUCGAGUAAAACAGAGCUGAGAAAAAAUCAAUCGGGGAAAAGAACGAAACGAAAACCGCGAGUGCUCUUCUCUCAGGCUCAAGUAUACGAACUUGAACAACGAUUCAAACAGCAACGUUACCUAUCCGCUCCCGAACGUGAAGUGCUGGCGUCAGGUCUAAAACUCACCAGUACCCAAGUGAAAAUUUGGUUUCAAAAUCGUCGAUACAAAAAUAAACGUGCCAAAAUCGAAGAUGCAGAGAAGCUGCAGUCCCAGUCCCUGAAGACUCAGCAAAUUAAAAAAAUUCCCGUACCCAUUCUGAUAAAGGAUGGAAAACCAAGUGCGAGAGAUACCUGCGGUGGAAAUUACUGGAGUGGAUUCAGGCCCGACAUAAAUCUCCAAGUGAUGCCGAGUGAAUUUGGUGGUGAUCUCCGUUUGAGUCCGGAGUAUCGGGGGCCCGAGAUAAGAUUGGAGCCGGUGAAUACAGGAAGUGAAUUCCGAGACAAUACAAACCUGCCGCAGGACUCACAGAGACUACUCACCACUGACUACCGGCCGAGCUUUGAAACUGCAAUGAGGCCCGUUAAAACCGAAUACAAGGCCCCCAAUGACAUUUCUCCAUUCGUCGAUCUGAGAACAACUCCGGAUGACAAAUCUAGUGUUUUGAAUGACACUAGACCAAUCGCUGACGCAUCCGCCAACGAUUUUAGCUUCUCAAAUUAUGUCAACCCGACGCAGAAUUAUCAGAUGCCGUACGCUAAUUACAUAGAGCCGAUACCGAUGGAGCAGAAUCUUCAGAGACUCUGGUAGCAGUUUGACGAAGUGAUAAGAGUUAAAUUAAGAUGAUCAUGAUUGGAAUUCAAUCGCGUUCGUUACUCUCGCCAUUGACAAAUUUAGAUAUUUCUGGGAAUUGGUGAUUCGUUGAUAGAGAAAUUGAAAUUAUUUAUAGGGAUAUUCUGACAGGUUGAGCCAAGCCACCGGUGCUUUUAGGGUUAUCGCAAGAGCAUGACGGGUCAUCUGGCAGUCAAGUGGCUGUGCGUAAAUGGUAAGCGUCGUUGAUCCCUCGUUUCACUGUGGGACUUACGACCAUGUUCUAUAUGACGCUACUGAUGCUAUUACGAGCCAUGGGAACAUGCUGAUAAAAAUGUCAUGCGUAAUUCGUUUAUUUAUCCUUCAUCACAAGCCUCUGGUGAGACUUUCAGAACCGGGGAUACACCUGUCCUCCAAAUUCUAUUGGAGACGAGGAUGAAAUGUUAAAAAAGUUUUUGAAAAAAUUAUCACACGUGUGGGAAGUUAUUUCUAACAGAGUAUUGCACAACUGUUGUACUUUUUCAUUCCUGUACAGAUUUGCAGAUUUUCAGAUCAAUGGCAGAAUCCAAUCAGCACGAGGGAUAAAAAAAAUUGAAAUUUUUCAUAAAUAUUCACGUGAAAUAUUAUAUUACAUGAAAAAUAUGAUAAGUCAAUGAUUUGUGAUAAGAACGUUCAUUCUCGAUUGGCCGAAUUUCACGUUUUAUAAAUAAUGACGAAACGUAAAAAAUUUACAUUUUCUCGCGUCGUCCAAUCUAUAAUUUACCAGAAUAAUAACAAAUAACGUGAAUUUUAGCUGAAAGCUGACGAACAUCCUUUAAUUCCACAAAUGUGUGGCGAGUGUAUUCGAAAAUGACAAUUUUUUUUAACCAUGUGGGGAUACGUACUUAGUUGUAGACAUAUUUACUCCGGGGCUACAAUUUUUACGAGAAAUGACGUUUAAGUGUAUCUACAAUAAUUGUUUAGUGAUAUUCUAGUUCGUAAGAAAUUUUAACGUGUCCAAAGAUAUCGCAAAGAUUAACUGAAUGUAAUUGAUUCAUUUUAAGGUUUUUUUAUCGACAAUUGUUUUUAAUGGUCUCAUAAGUAUUGUGUGAUACGAUGAAUAAAAAAUGUUAUCAAUCUAACUCAGUCUACUGUUAAUGCGAAGCGUCUGAAGGGAAAAUAUUGACUCUGAGUAUGGGCUUUGAAAAUGCUUAAAAGCCUAUUAUGUGAAAAAAUUAGAAUGAUUAUGGGUGUUCAUGUAUUUUUGUCCAAUAGAGGCCCCCGAUGUCGCAUUAUUCGUGUCAUCCAUCACUUCAAGCUCAACAUUGAUAUAGGAUAUGUGAUGAACGCGAGGGACAAACAAUGGCUGGGGCUUCAAAUUUCCAAUUGAUGUGUUUGUUACUGUUACAUAAUAAUUUGGUUACUAAUUUCACAUUCCGCGGAGAUUCAACAAUAGACUCAUCUUCAGUGACUGUCUAUUGACCCUUAAUUUACGAUUUUUUUCAGCUUCUCAAGCAUAACAUUUCGCCCUUCUUUUUCUGAAAUGUUUAGUUAAAUUUCUUGCCUAUAGUUAUUAACAAUUUUCAGACCCUACCAAUUUGACAAAAUGUCGCGAACUUUCUGCUGGAAAUUCAUUAAAAUACUCGGAAAAACGAACACUAUUGUAAUGGUUCUUAACGAUUUUUUAUACUUUCUCUAGUGAAAAAC
This is a messenger RNA of Diachasmimorpha longicaudata, 3645 nucleotides long. Its product is annotated as homeobox protein Nkx-2.3-like. The transcript is spliced from 3 exons. Gene Ontology annotation, cellular component: nucleus. Bases 880 to 1959 code for a protein of 359 amino acids. Gene Ontology annotation, molecular function: DNA-binding transcription factor activity, RNA polymerase II-specific; RNA polymerase II cis-regulatory region sequence-specific DNA binding. The record is from RefSeq and is a predicted model, not a curated record. Lineage: Eukaryota; Metazoa; Arthropoda; Insecta; Hymenoptera; Braconidae. Gene Ontology annotation, biological process: cell differentiation; regulation of transcription by RNA polymerase II.